UAUAAUCAUCCGAUAUCCGACACACCGUGCCGCCAUCUAGGGGUUCAUCCUUGCUAGGAUCGUGAGACAAUUGACAAGCCGCAUCUCACCUCUACCAUAACAGUGUCGCUGCAGAUCAGGGGGCCUUCCCUUUACAGCGAAUUUAGUUAACGAAUUUGGGAUUUUUCGAAACACGAUAUACUAUCAUACUUCGUCCCUGCACACGCCUUACGCGAUCAAGGCAACUCGAGUUUCCGUCUCUACUGUUACUAUUCCUGUCUACCCUGCUGGCCUCCGAUUCCUUCGUUCGGAGUCGCUAUCUAGAAGUCGGACGGACCUCAAAGUAACAAAUCGACAAAAUACCCGGAUCAUCCGCCUCGAGUACCGAGGACAAACCGCUUCGGCUUCGUUUCUGUAUCCAAACAUCGGUGACGCAUACACAAUCGCUUUGUGUACAUACGCUUGGGCACCGUUAAAAACAAUAAUUUAAUCGACUACCUCUUCCGCGCUAUUUUAUUCUGAGCCGACUACUCGAUGCUCGAUCAUGCGAUCAUGACCUACGGUGGAGGACACUUAGACGGGGUUGACCUCGCACUUCCGAGUCCUGGAUCACCGCCCGGCAUGACUUCGUCCGCUAUUACUUCCAGGGCCUCGUCUGUACGAUCAUUUAACUCGGACGAUGGCGAAAACGGCCUUACUGCAGACGUUGCUAAUUUCGAGGAGAUCGGCCUCGAUGACGAUGUCACCUCAAUUGACCAUUCCCAUUUCCGCGACACUCACGCCAAGUCGGCUCCGAAUCCUUAUAGCAUCUCCUUUGCCUCCGACCUUCGUGCCUCUGUGAAGCAUGUCGGCCCCAAGAUCCAUCCUCAGACUCGUGAUCUAGCUCGCCCGCGACCGCAAUUGCGCACCAUUCAGUCCUUUUCAGGUUCUCGUCCCGGAGCCUCAACACUGACCCCGCAGUUUCGCGAUACUAGUACCCGUAAUGUUAGCACAGGCAUUGGUCCCGAACCCCAAGCAGGCCCAUUACCAGCGCGAGGUCUAUCGGUACGAUCUGCUUCCUCCAUGACCAUACCCCGUCGCCGACGAAGCCCUAGCUCCAAUGUUUCAGCCCGAUCACUUAGCCCUGGAGAAAAUAAUCUAGUAGUGCCCAAGCUACGACGGAGCAGUUCGCAGACGGGCCGGGCACCAAAGUCGGCAAUUGAUUUAGAAAAAGAAUGCGACGACGACGACGAUGAUAUUCCCGACGAUCUUAUACUCGAUAAUGUCCCUCUAUCGCCUCGUCCCCCUAUGGAGCGGUCGGCUAGCCGUCCAGGGUCGACUUCAAACUCUCCUGAAAGACGAACAAAAGAACGUAUUCGUAGCGUGGGCAAUGGCACGCCGCCGGUUGCGGUCCAUCAAGGCUGUCUAAAAUCUCCGACAUGGAGAAUGGACUCUUCGCCGUCCACGGAUUCGCUACGAUCGUCGGUGUCUUCGUCGGCCAAGGGUCGUGCCAAGAGCUGGACUGCUGCUAUUUCGGAACUUAGCCCUGAAGCGAAGGCCCUCACCGAGAAAUUGGAAGAGCAUGCAGAUGAGCUUGAUAAGCAUGGCGUUUGCAAUUCGACGUAUGUCCGUCCGGCGCCAAAACCGCGGGUGAAAUCAGCGCUUGCCGAACUGCCUCCUCUCAGGCGGACUAAUAUUAUGAUUGACCCUCUACCCAUCUCUAAGGAGAAGGAGGCAGUUCUCUCGCGAACAAGACCGUCUUGGCUACCGCCAAAGGAUCCUGCAGAAGAGAAGAAACACCUCAGAGAAUAUCAGAGGAUGAUGGUAAAUAGUAUCGAGGCGGACAAGAAGCGAGAGGCUGCAAGGAAGGAGAAGGAACGUAACAAGGACAAUGUUGCCAAGGCACUCAUGCAAGUGUGGGAAGAUGACGUCUUGAAAAGAUGGGACGUUGCUAUUCGCGAGCGACGAACUCGGGAGUUGUGGUGGAAAGGCGUAGCACCCCGAAGUCGAGGUGCUGUGUGGUCUCGCGCUAUAGGAAAUCAGCUGGAGUUAACCGAGACGUCGUUCCAGGCAGCCUUAGCAAGGGCGCGCGAGGUUGAGGAGCGCUCUGCAAAAGGAAAGCCCGAAACUGAGGAUGAACGCAAGAUGGGCUGGUUUGCGCAAAUUCAAGCGGAUGUGGAGGAGCAGACUUGGGUUGACCUGAAGAUCUUUCAAGCCGGUGCUCCCUUACACAAGAGUCUCAUCGAUGUCCUUCGCGCGUACGCUAUGUACCGGAGCGAUAUCGGUUACGUAUCCGGUUGUAAUACCACUGCGGCAAUACUCUUGCUCAACCUUCCUACGCCUGCUGCGGCUUUUAUCGCCCUAGCCAAUGUUCUGAACCGUCCUCUUCCCUUAUCUUUUUACGCUUCUGACGUAGGAGCCAAGACGUCUACAUUCAACCUGCUUCUUCAGACUCUAGCUACGAAAUCGCCGCGACUCCACGAACAUCUCACCAACCAAGAGCUUGGCCUCGAGCCCGAUAGUUAUCUAGGUGACAUAUUUACGUCUUGCUUUACGCGCAGCUUUAGUCUUGACGAAUGCACUCGGAUAUGGGACGUGUACGUCUUUGAAGGAGACGCGGUCCUAGUCCGUGCGGCCGUCGCCUUGCUGUUGGAUACAGAGGCAUCUCUACUCAGUGCUAAAACUACUGCGGAAAUCCGGAAGGUCUUUGAGACUAGAAGCAGACCGGACCAGCAGGAGAGAGUUGAUUCGUGGAUGGCCAAAAUUCGAGACGCCGGAAAGUCCUAAACGAGUUUUAGAGCAGAGUGUUCUUAAAUCAUUCUCCAUCUGUCUCCCUGCUCGCAUUAUCCUAGCCGUCACAUUAUUGUCUACAUACUACAAGGCGUAUUGAUAUUGAGCAAAUCUAUUGUGUAUAUUUUGGACUUGACAAGAGAUGUCAGGAUAGCUUUGCCACGAUCCAUUCCUUAUGUCUUGUUAACCUGUCCUUCGGUGAAAAGGCGAGCAUGGAGCACA
Molecule: messenger RNA, 2970 nt
Organism: Daldinia loculata
Lineage: Eukaryota; Fungi; Ascomycota; Sordariomycetes; Xylariales; Hypoxylaceae
Product: TBC domain-containing protein
Exons: 2
Coding region: 514-2745 (743 amino acids)
Biological process (GO): activation of GTPase activity
Molecular function (GO): GTPase activator activity
Source: RefSeq, a predicted model, not a curated record